Gongylonema pulchrum is the source of this 339-nucleotide messenger RNA. The record is from the annotation of a GenBank genome assembly. NCBI's taxonomy places the organism in Eukaryota, Metazoa, Nematoda, Chromadorea, Rhabditida, Gongylonematidae.
AUGUCUGACCCAGCGGAGAAAUCGCCUUCAGAUUUCGAAACACAAAUCGGGAAAGGCAGCCAGGAUGGUGCUGGAGAAGGCGGCGAAUCGGCUGAAAAAGACGUCGAAUACAUUGAACUUUCGGCGGAAACCGAAACACUCGAUUUGACACGCCGUCGAAUCCGAAAAAUUGAAGGUUUCGAUUUCUUAUGCUGCCUCAAGAAUCUUUGCCUUCGAUGGAAUUUGAUCAAAAAAAUCGAAAAUCUACAUAUGCUUACUACGCUGACCAAUCUCGAUCUCUACGACAAUCAGGUUUGCAAAAUCACGAUUACAAACCCCCGAACUUCGAAUAAAUCUUAA